GCCGUGGCAGCAACAUCCAUCGUCCAGCAAAAUUUACAAUGAUUGACGAGCAGAAACUGAAGAAGAACUCGGAGAAUAAGCAGCGCUCCAGCAGCAAGCCCCACAAGAUGCACAAAAAAGGAGCCAGCGAUCCUUUGAGGAAAAAGAAAAAGGCGCUGAAGAAGCUGCGAAAGAGAUCGCCUCGGAUCAACUUCUCGUAUCAGCUGUUCCUGUAUCGGCAGGAGCUGAAGCGCGCCAGUGCGGAUUUCUCCUACUUGCGGCUGUCCAGGGCCAAGAUAAUGCUGACCAACGAGCUGAUAGCCAAGAAAAUUGGCAGCAACGAGCAGAUGAGCAGCGUGGACGAUCUCAAGAUGCUCAGCCGUGAGCUGCAGUUCAAGAAGCGUCUCGCCAGUCAGGUGGAGCGCCUGGAGGAGUUCAAGAACUUGGGCCUCACCGAAAUGAUACUCGACGGCAAGAAGACAACCCUAUAGCCAUGGCAGGGAGGAGGGAGAUCGUUAGGCUUGGGCUGGGCAUUACCUUAAGUUAGUUGUAAUCUGUU
Molecule: messenger RNA, 538 nt
Organism: Drosophila subobscura
Lineage: Eukaryota; Metazoa; Arthropoda; Insecta; Diptera; Drosophilidae
Exons: 1
Coding region: 39-470 (143 amino acids)
Source: RefSeq, a predicted model, not a curated record